Molecule: messenger RNA, 1262 nt
Organism: Triticum dicoccoides
Lineage: Eukaryota; Viridiplantae; Streptophyta; Magnoliopsida; Poales; Poaceae
Exons: 5
Coding region: 536-991 (151 amino acids)
Source: RefSeq, a predicted model, not a curated record
AUCUGACCGUGAGAUGCGUGAUGUUUUAUUGCAUCCCUUAGUAUACUUCUUAAUUUCUUUGCUUCCUUUCAUAUUUUCCUGUAAAUUAAUUACAAGGUUUAUAUUUUAUCAGGUGCAUGGGCACUGGCCGCUGCAGCCAGAGUUGCCACCAAAUCAGAUUAGAAGUUUUUCAAACAGAUUCCUAUAUUUUGAAGUGGUUAUGCUCAUGACAUAGCUUGGCUAGAUCAUGUCUUACUAUAUAAUGUACUUCAUCGUGUCUCAAGCUUUUGUGCUUAAUGGUGAGACAUGCCACAUGAUCUUAAAUAUGAUCAGUGAAAACUGGAAUACAUGCUAACAUGCACGUUUAUCUUGACUUUUCGGGGUUUGAUAUUCUUGAUGUUGUAUAAGGAAGGUUUGGUGCAAUAAAAGAUUGUAAUAUGUGGCUUCCUCAUUUUUAGGUACUGGAGAUAUAUAAACAGGACAAAGUAUACAAGUUAGUAAUGGGCACUUCAUAUGUGAUGCCAUGUGGGGAAGCCUUGGUAUGAUACAGUAAGAGAUGGUAAUUCGAGGGAGGUCAGAAUCCAAAUUUGUAGCUACCUACCCAGUUCCACACUAUGCUUUGCUGGACUACCCAUUUAUGUUUCCCUUAGGUAUUCCAAACUUAGUCCGAUCACAUGGGCGAUGGCUGAUCGAUGGCCUCUGCUUGGUACUGCACGAUAAGUUGGAACUACUGAUGCUCCAAUUGCAGCCAGAUGGCCACGUCGGCGGCGCUACGCGGCAACCAUAUCCGCAAGAACCGCACCCGUCGCAGGUAGGAACGCGCUACGGCACCUCGAGUCACACUAAACGGGGGUGCAACCCAUCAGUAUUUUCAGGUAGAGUACACAGAGGACAGAAGUACAUUGACGGAAAUGAUGACACCCUUCCACUGAAGCUCGCAGACGGCACCGUGAACUGCGACAAUCGCUUCAUGCUUGAAACCGGCAGGAGGGCCACCAUCACGACGGAUUGAUCAUGGUUUCGUCACCACGCUAACAUUCAGGAUGGCGACAUCUGCGCCUUCCAUUUCAAGCGCAAGGAAAGGCAUAAGGUCAUCACAUCGUCUCUCCCUCACCGUCCAUCACAUCGUCUCUAGGUAUAAGGUCAUCAGCAGGAUAUAUAUGAACCGUAUAUCGUCUUUAGCUUAUCUCAAUGUUGUGCUCUAUCAUCCACCUUGUAAGACUCUGGCCUAUCUUAUAAUAUGCACCUACUACCUUAUAUGUAUGAUGAUCGAACACUUUUCU